This is a messenger RNA of Babjeviella inositovora NRRL Y-12698, 1115 nucleotides long. RefSeq lists its product as uncharacterized. The coding region runs from base 79 to 909 and encodes 276 amino acids. Lineage: Eukaryota; Fungi; Ascomycota; Pichiomycetes; Serinales. The record is from RefSeq and is a predicted model, not a curated record. The transcript is spliced from 2 exons.
AAAAUACCAAGCUCUGGGAGAGCUCUUAAAAACUAUUAGAUUAGAUUUUUAAUCCUUCCUGCCACCAGUCUUGCCCUAAUGGCAGAGUUCAACAUUCCGGUAGAACAGAGCUUCGCCUCCAGUAAACACUAUUUGGAUAUUUCCAGGAACGAUGAAUCUCCGCCUGAUAUACUCUCUCCAGAUAUGUUUGUGCACUCUGGUACCCCGGAACAGGGCCACGGCUGCUUCAACCGAGAACAUACACCGAUCAGGCCUUCCCACAUUAUCUCCCCUAUAAAACAGGAUCUUCCAGGAUACAUGUGCGUAGGAGUGGUUGAGUCUCCAUCCAAGCUUCUUCCACAGAACGAACAGUACCAUCUCAAUAAGGUAAGACACAGUUCAGAGAGCGGUGCCCACUACAAGUACGAAGACCUCACUUCUGUUCGUGAAUUUCCUGCUAGCUUCCAGCCACGAGCUACUGCAAAUAUGCACCACAAGGAAAAGGUCAGUAACUGGCUCUUAAAUGUUCCUGUGUACAAACUUUCAGAGGGGGAAUGGACUAACGAUUGCUAUCCUGGUGUGGUGAAUUCUGAAUCGGAAUCGUCAGGCAGACCAGAAGUUGCAGACGUUCAGGAUGUGAUCGAACUACAAGCAAGACGUAUCACAUACUAUGCCAGCAAGUGCUACUUCUUAGACCCCACCGAGCCAACUGCAUGUCCGGAAAUGGACUACGAUGGCGAUGCUGACGACGAAGACGACGAAGAGAUCUAUGUGCAGCAAAUGGACUCGAUGAUGGAUGCAAUGGAUCAUGAAUUCGACCAGUACGACAGCACGGGGAAUAAUUAUAUUUUGACUCAUGAUAAAUCGCAACGCCCGUUGUCCCGAAUGUUGAGUGACGAAAUUCCAAGGCGUGGGAACUUGAGGACAUAAGGUGUUUUGAUCCUAUGUAUCACCACUAUCCACACUAUUUAUAUGGAUGCAUCGGUCUAUCGGUUUUGGGUUGUUUGAAAAGCAUCUCUCGAACACAUCAAUUAAUUCAUAAAUUGAUAUUCACUUUCAGAGGUUUCACCGAACGGUAUUCUUCGUGUAUCUUGACAUCAUGCCGAGCUUUCUUGGACAAAUGUUACACGAUUCUC